This is a messenger RNA of Oncorhynchus kisutch (coho salmon), 2720 nucleotides long. RefSeq names its product extensin. NCBI's taxonomy places the organism in Eukaryota, Metazoa, Chordata, Actinopteri, Salmoniformes, Salmonidae. Bases 61 to 2655 code for a protein of 864 amino acids. The transcript has 7 exons. The record is from RefSeq and is a predicted model, not a curated record.
CCAGAGACCUCAGUGAACUCGCGUAUUAGCGCAAUUGCACAGACUUUUGUGUGUAUCACCAUGCGAAAAACGAUUAGAGAUGUGAUGUCGUGUAAACAUCCUAUAUUGUGUUUUACGGUGAUGGCAACGAUUAGCUCUGUGUUAACCCCUUGCUAUGGCCAGAUUCCAGACGCAAGCAUUUCAAUGCCAAAUGCCAAAAUUCAUCCGACGAUUGUCCGAUCCGGGAGGCUUGUAGUUGGGAAUAAAUUGGUCCUACUGAGAAGGGUGGGUUUCGAAGUAACCAAUGAUGAAUCCGCCACUUCUGACCGCAUCAAGACUCAAAACGGAUCUCUUGCAUUUGAGGCUGGUAAUCAGGCUGGACAGCCUGCAUCACAAGAAUGGCACAAGUUGGAUGCUAAACUCCAGCAUAUGGGGCCAUCAGUACAGUGUAGCAAUGAAACAAUGACUCUUCGGGUCAAAGGGGGAAGAGCUCCACAUUUUCUGGUCGACGGCGGUGAUGGGUCUCCUGUUCUUCCCCUGUCCCGAAUGCCAACUCACUGUGGCUUCUCUGUGAAGCGGUCACGCAGGGAUGUGUUUUUUGUCGCACCAUACCAAGGCUGCCAUGUCACUCAAGAGGGGGGUAACUAUGUUCUGCCACUCCGUCUGUGGGGGGCACCCAUGACCAUGUCUUGUCCUGUUGCACCACCCCCCCCUCCCUCUGUCUCCUGCUAUUUAUCUGGCAUGGUGGUGAAGCUUUCCAUGGCAGCGAAUGCUCUUCAAGUCAAAGUGUCUGGUGUGUGGGAGCCACUUCUCGCAAUCACCCAGCAAUGUGGCUUAACUAUUGAGCCAUUCUUUGGAGGAGUGGUGAUCACUGCACCAUACACAGGACCCUGUGUGGAGUUGGAGGAUGAUGAGCGUUUGCUUUUUAUGCUCUCGGGUGCUGGGGAGCUCACCCUCUCCUGCCCUGCAGGCCUCCCUCCAACUGAACCUGUUACGUCUGGAUACCCUCUGUUCUACCAGUUGUCCCAGUACCAUUUCCCUCCGUAUCCCCCCCAACCACCCUCGUCCCCAACAGCAGCCACUACCAUGUCUAAACAAACACAUUCCCUUAAACCUUCUAGCCAGGCCAUGCAUAUGCCACGUAAAGGAGACCCCCAGGUCCCACAAACACCUGAAUUCCACCCGUUUUACCCAUACCAUUUUCCUCCAUAUCCCCCUCAACGCUAUUUCCCAACAUCAGCCCCCACUACCUCACCUAAACACACAAAAUCCCCUCAACCUGUCACCCAGGUCCUGCAUAUGCCACCUAAAGCAGACCCCCAGGUCCCACAAACACCUGAAUUCCACCCGUUUUACCCAUACCAUUUUCCUCCAUAUCCCCCUCAACGCUAUUUCCCAACAUCAGCCCCCACUACCUCACCUAAACACACAAAAUCCCCUCAACCUGUCACCCAGGUCCUGCAUAUGCCACCUAAAGCAGACCCCCAGGUCCCACAAACACCUGAAUUCCACCCGUUUUACCCAUACCAUUUUCCUCCAUAUCCCCCUCAACGCUAUUUCCCAACAUCAGCCCCCACUACCUCACCUAAACACACAAAAUCCCCUCAACCUGUCACCCAGGUCCUGCAUAUGCCACCUAAAGCAGACCCCCAGGUCCCACAAACACCUGAAUUCCACCCGUUUUACCCAUACCAUUUUCCUCCAUAUCCCCCUCAACGCUAUUUCCCAACAUCAGCCCCCACUACCUCACCUAAACACACAAAUUCCCCUCAACCUGUCACCCAGGUCCCACAACCACCUGAAUUCCACCCAUUUUACCCGUACCAUUCACCAUAUCCCCCUCAACAACGCUAUUUCCCAACAUCAGCCCCCACUACCUCACCUAAACACACAAAUUCCCCUCAACCUGUCACCCAGGUCCCACAACCACCUGAAUUCCACCCAUUUUACCCGUACCAUUCACCGUAUCCCCCUCAACAACGCUAUUUCCCAACAUCAGCCCCCACUACCUCACCUAAACACACAAAUUCCCCUCAACCUGUCACCCAGGUCCCACAACCACCUGAAUUCCACCCAUUUUACCCGUACCCUUCACCGUAUCCCCCUCAACAACGCUAUUUCCCAACAUCAGCCCCCACUACCUCACCUAAACACACAAAUUCCCCUCAACCUGCCACCCAAGCCCUGCAUAUGCCACCUAAAGGAUACCCCCAGGUCCCACAAAUGUUUUACCCGUACCAUUUUACUACACAUCUCCCUCAACCUUAUUUCCCAUCAGCCUCCACUACCACACCUAAACAAACAAAUCAGGCCCUGCAUAUGCCACCUAAAGGAUACCCUCAGGUCCCACUGAGUUACCAGUUCCCCCAAUACAAUUUCGCAGGGUUUUUCCCUCAACGCUCUGUCCCAAGAGCACCCCCCAUAGCCAGCCAACUGGAUAACCAGAAUAACCCCCAGAAAUAUCAUUACUCAGAUUCCUCCUACCGUCAAAAGUCAGCCACUCCUUCAGUAACUGCUAGCACUAUCCCUGGCACCACACCCCAGGCCCAACCCAAGCAGCCCUUCAUGCAAUAUGACCAGCAUCCGAUGGUUCGCAGCUGGAAUCCAUAUGCUUCUGCUCUGUUCCCACCCCAUUAUGGAACGGUGCCGUAUCAUUAUCAAGGGCCUAGGGAGUAACUUAUGGUAGAAUCUACAGUUUCCAGACAUUACUUGUGAAGUGUAAAAUAAAUUAACUAAAUGUA